Parnassius mnemosyne (clouded apollo) is the source of this 1938-nucleotide messenger RNA. Lineage: Eukaryota; Metazoa; Arthropoda; Insecta; Lepidoptera; Papilionidae. The record is from the annotation of a GenBank genome assembly.
AUGGCUUCGCCCUCAGCCACAGACUCUCCAGAAGAGGAGAGCACCGAUGUCCCCGAGGUGACGCAAACAGAGACGAGAGCGGCCGUGUCGCGACUCCGGGCUAAGAACACAGCGCCCGGACCCGACGGAGUUCCUGGUCGAGCUCUCGUCCUGGCUCUGAAGGAGCUAGAGCCCCAGCUGAGAGGGCUCUUCACGGCAUGUCUCGAGCAGGGUCAGUUUCCCAGUGUAUGGAAGGAGGGGAGGCUGGUCCUGCUCAGGAAGGAGGGGCGCCCCGCGGACUCACCGUCCGCGUACCGGCCCAUAGUGCUGCUCGACGAGGCGGGCAAACUUCUUGAGCGCAUCAUCGCAGAUCGCCUCGUCAGCCACUUGUGCAGAGAGGGGCCGGACCUGGACGAGAACCAGUUUGGUUUUCGUCGCGGGCGCUCCACCAUAGACGCUAUUACGCGCGUGAGGGCCCUGGCGGAGGAGACAGUAUCCCGGGGUGGGGUGGUGCUGGCGGUGUCCUUAGACAUCUCCAACGCCUUCAACACCCUACCCUGGAGUUGUAUUCGGGAGGCGCUGAAUUACCAUCGCGUGCCUCCCUACCUCCGCCGCACAAUAGGGGCUUACCUUGAGGAGAGAUGCGUUACCUAUUGGGGACGUGACGGCGCUGGUCGGCGCGUCAUGUCGUGCGGUGUUCCGCAGGGCUCGGUCUUGGGACCGCUCCUGUGGAACAUCGGCUACGACUGGGUGCUGAGAGGUGAACUCCCGUCGGGCGCCGACUUGACGUGUUAUGCGGACGACACGCUCGUCACUGCCCGGGGGAGUUCACACAGGGAAGCAGCGUUGGUUGCCACGGCUGCGGUGUCACAAGUGGUGAACCGCAUCCGGCGCCUGGGCCUGGAGGUGGCCCUAAAUAAGUCGGAGGCCAUGGUGUUCCAUGGCCCUCGACGCGCGCCGCCGCCGGGUUCACACAUCGUGGUCAGCGGGGCCCGGAUAGCUGUCGAGUCCACCAUGAAGUAUCUGGGAUUGGUGCUCGACAGCCGAUGGGAAUUCGGACCCCACUUCCGGCGGCUGGCGCCCAAGCUGAUGGGUGCAGCGGGCGCGCUAUCAACGUUGCUUCCCAACUUGGGGGGCCCGAGCGCCGCCUGUAGGCGGUUGUACGUGGGAAUCGUGCGGUCCAUGGCCCUGUAUGGGGCCCCUGUGUGGGCGAUGGACAUGACGGCCAGCACUCUCGCCAUUCUGCGUAAACCGCAGAGGGCGAUGGCCGUCAGAGUCGCCCGCGGGUAUCGCACGAUUUCCUACGAGGCGGCUUGCGUCCUGGCCGGAUCCCCGCCCUGGGACCUAGAGGCGAAAGUACUCGCGUCAUUAUAUCGAUGGCGCGAGGAAGAGCGGGCACGGGGCUCGAGGCCGGUGCAGCGGCAGAUCGCGCUGCGCCGAGAGGAGCUCCGUCAGGUCUUGGUGGCGGAAUGGCGGCAAAGGCUUCUGCGCCCUACCGCAGGCCUCGCUACCGUCGAGGCGAUCCGGCCAGUACUCGACGACUGGCUCGGGAGAAGGCACGGCUCCCUGUCGUUUAGGGUGACGCAGGUGCUGUCGGGGCAUGGCUGCUUCGGCAAGUACCUGCGCCGCAUAGACAGGGAGCCGGACGCUCGGUGCCACCACUGCGUCCAUUGCGGGGAGGACACGGCGCAACACACGCUCGCCGAGUGUGUAGCUUGGGAGGAGCAGCGCCGUGUCCUCACAAAUAAAGUAGGAGGCGAUCUGUCGCUGCCGGCCUUAGUGCAGAAGAUGGUCGGUAGCGCAGAGUCGUGGGAUGCAGUGGUGUCCUUCUGCGAGGACGUGAUGUCGCAGAAGGAAACUGCGGAACGGGAAAGGGAGAUCUCGACUCCCUUCCCCGGCCGCAGAAGGCGCACCGGGCGCAGGAGAAGGGCGGACAACGCCCUUUUCCGCCCCCCAUAA